CCUUCUGUUGUCGUGUUGGGCUGGAGGUGGUGGUGCGCAGUCUCAGUGACAUGGGCAGAUAUCACACGAGUUAGCCACCGCUCAUAACGUUCCUAUCAUCAUCAAAAAGAAGACAGAAGUGAGAGCUAAACUGGUGGGUCGUUACUGCGUCUGCGCGGCAUGGCCCUAAUCUAGGAUUAUGGAGGCUUAUCUAAACUCGCUGUUUAUAAAGUAUGUUUUCGGUGGGAAAUUAGCUAGUCGUGGAUGGCACGACUGGAGCGACGUAUCGACGGUGGUGCUGCGAGGCCGAGAGUAGUGUCGUGCUGAGGACGCCUUCCGCGACGACCUGGCUGAGCGGUGGUCGUAACGGGGCUUACGGCUUAGCACGUGGCAGUGACUUUAAUCGGUGGCGGACCCCAACCUUGGUGCCGCCUCAGUAUCUUCCCGCCGCCCCCGGUGACCAUGUCUGGCUCUCCCGGCGUGGCACUCUGGCUGUCCCGGUGCCGCCUCGAGUAGUCACCCCCUCGCUGCCGCCUCCGCCAGCCGUCGCUGAAACCACCUAAGUUGAGAGCUUUGAAGCAACACUGCUAGCGGCCGCCCUCGUGCAGGGAGGGAGGUGGAGGGGAGCUGACCGCCCCGCCGUGACCACUGACCUGACCUGAUCUGGCCUCAGCGAUGGACUUUCAGAGCGCCAUGGAAACGUUUGCUGAAGCGUGGAUGGCUGCCAACACCAAGUCUCGCCCAGGCUCCUCCGACCACCAGCGGGAGGGGAGCGCCGGAGCGGACCAAUGGGGCGGCCGGAGGAGGUGACACCCCGGGAGUCAGCCGCUCAUUCUGACCAAUGGGGACUCACCGAACAGACAGUCUCCCGUCUUAUUGGCUCGAGACUCCGAAGUGAGCCCCAAGCCCCUGAGUGUGGGUAAGAACAUUCCCUUACACGUGGUGGUGGAGACGGUGCCGCUGUGUGGGGUGGGCGUCGAGGAUCUGCGUGGGCGUAUCGACAUGGACAGCUACGCCCUCAUCCCCGCCCACACCCGCUUUACGGACCUCCUGCAGGCCGCCCUCGUCAAGCUGGGCUACUCAGAGGAACUUACGCAGGCAAGAGGCUUGCUUCAGCUGAGGAACUGGCGCCCGCUGCCCUUGGAGACCAUCCCGGAGACGGAGGACAAGACAGUAGCGGAGGUGUUGUGUGACGUGGCGCCCCUCGCUACCCUGCACGUCCGCAUCUACAGCAGUCCCUGGAAGGUGCGCUGCGCAAGAGACAUCAAGGACCGCCUUCUGCGCCUCCUCCUACAGCAGUCCCAUCACCUCCUGGUCUCCGCAGGCUGCCCGCUUGAUGAAAGUCUACUGACGGCGCUUAUUCGAGGCUCCGGGGAGGUGAGCGAGGAGUCGGCCCGCCAGUUCGAAGCUUGGUGGGCUGUACAUGUGUCCCGCCCGCCCACCGCCGCCCACGUCAUGACACCCCCGCACCACGUUCACGCCCGCCCACACCCACUAGAGAAGUUGCCGCCGGAGCCUUUGCAUCCCGCUAUUCAGACGGUGGGCAGCCAGUACGGCCCGCAGAAGACCAGGAUGAGGACGAGCUUUGACCCUGAGCUGGAGUUGCCGAGGCUGCAGCGAUGGUUUGGAGAGAAUCAACACCCGACCCGCCUUCAGAUCCAGCAGUACGUGGCGGAACUCAACGCCCUGGAGUCUCGUCGGGGCCGCAAGCCGCUAGACAUCAGCAACGUGGUGUAUUGGUUCAAGAACGCGCGGGCUGCCUACAAGCGGCAGGAGUUCCGCACCUUCAAUGGUCUCAAGUCGCCGCCGCCGCAGGACGAGACGAGCGUCAGUGAUAACGAAGACGCCACCGCUGCUUCCACAGCCUCCGCCGACCCUUACCCCGGCCCGCCCCCCUCACACCACCCGGCGGGGCCCUCCCCGCCCCCGACCACCACCCAUGACCACCCGCAUUCCCACCAGUCACAACAACAACAACAGCAGCAACAACAACAACAACAACAGCAACAACAGCAACAGCAACAACAGCAACAACAAUCUCAACAGGAAGAAAAUCAGGAGGAUGAUGAGUCUCGGCCGCCCGGCUCGGAUCCACCUGAGAGCUUGCAGGGACGCAGCCAGACGGCAGGAGGGAGUUCCGGCGGCCAGAACUCCGGCGGGGAGCGAUGCCAGGCGGAGAGCGACGUGGACAUGAGUGAGGACGAGGACGAAGUGCGGUCACGGGACAGCGUCAGCGUCACUCUGGAGAGCAAGUGUUCCCCUCCGCCUGUGGUGUCUCCUGGCGCCCUGUCGUUGCCACCCUACCCGCCGCUCACGGGACUGGGCCAGGCUGGCAUGGAGCGCCUGCCCUACCCUGUGGUGCCUGGCUCUCUGCUGCAGCAUUCCAUGAUGUAUAUGGCUCACUACAUGCCGCAGGUGUCACCUUUCUCCGGCGGCCUCGGGAGCAGCGGACCGCCGGAGGAGCGGCGCAAAAGGAAUCGGACGUUCAUCGACCCGGUGACAGAGGUGCCGCGCCUGGAGCAAUGGUUCGCCAUCAACACUCACCCCAGCCACAACCUCAUUCUCAAGUACACCGAAGAGCUCAACCGCAUGCCCUACCGCCAAAAGUUCCCGAAACUCGAGCCGAAAAAUGUUCAGUUUUGGUUUAAAAAUCGACGUGCCAAGUGCAAGCGGCUGCGGGUGUCCAUGUGAGGCGCGCCGUGGUAGACUCCGCUGCGAGGCACAACACGCGGAGUUACUCGUCUGAUGGAGUGACUUGGGGUGGUGGAGUGACUUGGGGUGGCAGCCUCUCGUGGGGCUCAAAUUACGGGUCGCAGCAACUUGAAGGUCACCUCUCCUCAGAGUGAGGGCCUCGCCACCCCUGGACGCCCGUGUGCAGGGGCAGGCCGCGCGCCGCUGGGUCACUCACCGUACGCCGCGUGACGUGUUAAAAAUUGUUGAUGCGAUAAAGUGACGGUCGGCGAGGUUUGAGUACCGACGCUUGUGUCAACACUUACGUUCGUUCACGAUGCCAAAAUUACAUCCGGUGGAAAAUACUUGUUACUAUAUUGAAUACUAUAUUUGUCAUUACUGAAGUGGAAUUAGUGCAAUACCCUACUCUGGAAAGAAAAAAAAUGUUUAGCGGGUUCUGCUAAGGUUUCCCUUAUGGUGGCUCUUGACUGCCCAUCAAGACCUCAGCGGUGAAGCAGCAGGUGGUGGUGGCGGCGGCAGGAGCAGCGGUGUGCCGGGCCUUAGCAGGCUCCACCAGCAACGCCACUCCCAUGAGCGGUGGCGGCCUGCUGUCUCUCAGGACAGAUGACUCUCGCUCUCUAUCACGGGACAACCACGCCAGGAUUUGUUAAUUAAUUUUGUUUGGAAUAAGAGAAGUGUCGGAUUAUCAUAAACACAUCACUACGUAUAUUGUUCAGAUGGCGCUUUUGUAAUAACGCUGAUCAUUCCAAAUUAGAGAAAAUAUAAUUGUGCUGCAGAUCGUGAAAAUUUGUAAUGCAUAUACACACUAAUAGCGGACAAAUCUGUCAGCUAGUAAGCCUCGCUAAGCUCUUAUCCUAUGUUCAUGUAAAACUUAAAGGUUUUAGUACGGUUUUGUUGUACGUGGCGUGAUGUUGCGGUCCCGAGUGUUACAGCCGCUGCCUCACCGCUGCCAAGCCUGCCGCUGCUGUCGCCGCCAGGGACUGCAGUGGAUAUACUCAUUUCCUUUCCCGUGUCCCCAGGACAGUGAACCAAACGAUCGGCAAAGCUGCUAUAAAUAUAACUUCGUGCUGUGUUUUGUUCAACUCGUGCAAGAUUGCUGCUAAUACGUGUAGGAUAUGUAUAUGUAUAUAUAUAUAUAUAUAUAUAUAUAUAUAUAUAUAUAUAUAUAUAUAUAUAUAUAUAUAUAUAUAUAUAUAUAUAUAUAUAUAUAUAUAUAUAUUAGUGAUGAAGAGCAGACGUGGUGUGGCCUCGGCGGGGCGACUGAGCGCCUGUGGCGUGACGUGAGGGCUGCCUCGCCUCCCUGAGCUCAACGAUAUUGGAAAGAGAAAAAAGAUGAAAAAAAAAAUCGAUUUUUUUUUUUUCACCCAGCUUGCCUGAAGACCCAAGGUGACAGCAGCGCCGCGGCAGGUGCGGCGCGCCGCUCCCAAAACUGUGGUUGGUUCAUCGUAGCCGUUCAUUAUACUUGAUGAUAUUAAGGUACUUAGGAUUAUGUCUAUGUCUGUUCCCUGGAGAGUGUGUAUUAUUUAUUCAGUGUGUGCGUGUGCGUGUGAGCGUCACCGUGCCCGAGAUCUAGUCAAUAGGCGCCGCCACGCCCUGCAGGGGCUGGGCGGCCGAGGGGCACGGCUCUGAUCCCCCUGCGGGACACCACUUCCAGAUCCUCUAUGAAAUAAAUUAUAAAGGGAGAUAUCGGUGCGUAUAACGUGCAAAUGUAAUAGACAUGUAUAUUGAGAAAUACUCGUACAUAUAUUUGAUAUGUAUCAGUAUUUUUGUAUUUUGAACGGAAUUAUCCAGUUUGUUUGGAUUAGUAAUUACCUCUGCGUCAUGUUGCAGUUUGUCGUUCAGCAAAACCUUCACUUCGUGUCGCCUCAUUACCAAUAGUCACCUCACACCGACUGGCGGCCCCGCGCUGCCAGUCCCGCCGCCAUGGUAGUGUCCCCUCCCCCUCCCCUCACGUGUCCGGGCGCCACCCACGCCCCGGCACGCCCCCGUAGAUAUGGACCGUUUCCCUCUGGUUCUUUGUGAUAUUUUAUUAUAUACAAUACUUGACAUGUAAAUAAGAUUGUUAUAUAUUUCAAUUUCUGUGUGUGAGUGUGUGUGUGUGUGUGUGUAUGUGUGUGUGUAUGUGUGUGUUCCGGUCACUCAGACUCCCCCCCCACCAUACUCAACAUUUGCAUUAAGUCUUUUUAGUCGGCAAUGUAUUGCAAAAAUACACACUCUUCCCCCUCCCAAUAAAAAAAAAAAUCAACAAAAAACUAUCCUAGAAAAAAAAAACAAUAUAAAAUAAAUGCAGAAAAUAUUCCAACAAGAAAAAAAAGUAAAUAAAUACGAGUGAUAACAGUGAUGAUGACGACGAUGGUGGUGACGGUGAUGAUGGUAAUACGUGUAGACCGUGUGUGUGCGUGUGUGUGUGUGUCGGUUCGAAUCGUCCCUCUUCCCCACACUUUUUAAACCUCUUGUGUUUCUGUUAGACAAGGAGUCCAGUCAGUGUUGUGUUUGGAUUCUGUAUAUAUCCCGUGUUUUGUACGUUGAAUGUUUACUAGAAAGCGUUCGUGUAAAGACAUUCUAGGGACUAAAGAAAAGAAAAUGAAGCAAAAAAAAAAAAAAAAGGGAAGUCAAGUGAGUCUCCCAUCCCUUAGAUCUCAUUUUCUUUCACCAACCCGUCUCUCUCUCUCUCUCUCUCUCUCUCUCUCUCUCUCUCUCUCUCUCUCUCUCUCUCUCUCUCUCUCUGGGUGAGCUCACUGGGUUGUAUUGUACAUAAUGUUAAUACAAUGUUGUCAUGGGGUGAAAAAUGUAGUGUUGCUAGCUGUCUCCCCCUCACUCUUUCCCAUUCCCCUUAUCCUCAGCCCUGCCUUGCCUUCCCUUCUUUCCUCUUCCCCGUGUAUCCCACUCCUUCCAUUCCUUCAAUUACUUUUUCUUCUCAUACUAUACCGCUCAAGUUGUAUGCUUCCACCCAGGUUUCUCUCUCUCUCUCUCUCUCUCUCUCUCUCUCUCUCUCUCUCUCUCUCUCUCUCUCUCUCUCUCUCUCUCUCUCUCUCUCUCUCUCUCUCUGCCUCAUUAUCUCCCCCAUCACUCAUUUCUCUAGCACCCCAUCAUCCCAUCACUCUCUCUCUCUCUCUCUCUCUCUCUCUCUCUCUCUCUCUCUCUCUCUCUCUCUCUCUCUCUCUCUCUCUCUCUCUCUUAUCUUCCAUCUCUUAUCUCCUCCCUUUUUUCCCUUACUCCUGUUUCUGACCAUUAGAUUUUAGCCCACUUCCAUCCCUUUCCCCCUUCCCUCACCUCCCUUCCCCUUCCCCUACCCCUGGACGCACUCUCCCUCCUCCCUCUUCCCUCCUCCCUCACCAUAACCCACCAUCUGGAGGGGUGAGUAAGAUGUACUGAUUCAAGUGUUGUUCAUAAUAAAAUAUGUCACUUCA
This is a messenger RNA of Scylla paramamosain (green mud crab), 6080 nucleotides long. RefSeq lists its product as uncharacterized. The record is from RefSeq and is a predicted model, not a curated record. NCBI's taxonomy places the organism in Eukaryota, Metazoa, Arthropoda, Malacostraca, Decapoda, Portunidae. Gene Ontology annotation, biological process: chromatin remodeling; regulation of transcription by RNA polymerase II. The transcript has 12 exons. Gene Ontology annotation, molecular function: RNA polymerase II cis-regulatory region sequence-specific DNA binding; DNA-binding transcription factor activity, RNA polymerase II-specific. The coding region runs from base 982 to 2670 and encodes 562 amino acids.